This is a messenger RNA of Poecilia latipinna (sailfin molly), 9691 nucleotides long. It is a transcript of the gene adcy9a, whose product is annotated as adenylate cyclase 9. Gene Ontology annotation, molecular function: adenylate cyclase activity. The transcript is spliced from 11 exons. Gene Ontology annotation, biological process: cyclic nucleotide biosynthetic process; intracellular signal transduction; adenylate cyclase-activating G protein-coupled receptor signaling pathway. The coding region runs from base 46 to 4389 and encodes 1447 amino acids. Gene Ontology annotation, cellular component: plasma membrane. The record is from RefSeq and is a predicted model, not a curated record. Lineage: Eukaryota; Metazoa; Chordata; Actinopteri; Cyprinodontiformes; Poeciliidae.
CCCACUCCCAUCUCCCAUCGCCUCCGCUCGUCAGCACUAGUCAACAUGGCCACUCUGCAACAUCACAGGCAGCUUCUUAUGCACGGCACGGAGGUGAGCUGCGACUCAGCCAGGGGUGAUGGCGCCAUCACGGUGCGGAUUGCCAAUAAUUCCACCCGGAUGCAGCAGCAACAGCAUCAUGAACCACUUCGGGUUGCAAAGAGUGAAGGAGGAGUGGGAGGAGGCGGUGGAGGAGGAGGGGGUGCCAGUAAAGUGAAACCUGCCCUCCACAAGUACAGCAUCUCCUCCAGCUGCAGCUCAGCAGACUCCAGACCCGUCAUAACUUACACUUCCCAUGUGCAGAAGAAGGCCCCUCCGCUGUUUGAACGCUCCGCCGCCCAGUGCUGGGACCCCAAGUUUGACUCCUCCGUCCUGGAGGAUGCCUGCCAGGAAAGGUGUUUUCCACAGAAGCAGAGGCGAUUCCGCUAUGUCCUCUUCUACCUGGCAGUGGCUUCCCUACUCUGGGGGGUGUACUUUGGGGUGAACAGUGACCGCUGUCAUCCUGUGACCUUCCUCGCCCCCACUGCCUCCUUUCUGGCCUUGCUGGUGCUUUUGUUUUUGUUCACCUUCACCAAGCCCUACAUGUGGCUGUACAACCAGACCUCCCUGCUGCUAAUAGUCCUUACAUUUGCCAUCACUUUGGCUUCACAGAUGCAAACUGCUACCUAUGACUGGGCUGCCAAAGCGAACGCAUCGUACACCUCUCUGAACAAAGAGAUUCCGCCUCGGAUGUCCUGCAUCUCCCCCGUUGGCACCUUUUCCCUCUGCAUCGAGGUCCUGCUAUUGGUAUACAGCGUCCUCCAUGUCCGUCUGUAUGCCUCAGUGAUGCUGGGCCUCCUGUAUUCUGUCUUAUUUGAAGCGUUAGGAUGGCUGCCAUUGCUUCAGAGGAAUUAUGAAGCCACUGGACAGGUGUCAAGUUUGCAAAACACGCUCCUCUGGCUUGGCCCGGGCAAGGGUCUACUCCACCUGUGCGCGCACGUCAUUGGCAUUCAUCUUUUUGUCAUGUCCGAGGUGAGAUCCCGCAGCACCUUUCUUAAAGUGGGCCAAGCCAUAAUGCAUGGCAAAGACUUGGAGGUGGAGAAGGCCUUGAAGGAAAGGAUGAUCCACUCGGUCAUGCCGAGACGAGUUGCAGACGAGCUGAUGAAGCAAGGCGACGAUGAGGGUGGCGGUGAGAAUUCGGGAAAGAGGUAUUCCUCCGGCGCCUGCUCUGCCUCGGCUGUGGCAGUGGGCAGCGGCGGGAGCGGAGGAGCUCUACAAAGCCAAAGUGUUAUAAGUUCAAAGAAUAACCCUCAUAGCAAUCACAGACGUAAAAAGACCUCGAUACCCCGAGGACAGAUAAUAUUCAGGCCCUUUAACAUGACACGCAUGGAGCCUGUCAGCAUCCUCUUUGCCGACAUUGUGGGCUUCACAAAAAUGUCUGCCAACAAGAAGGCGCCGGCCCUGGUGGGCCUCCUCAAUGACCUGUUUGGUCGUUUUGACAGACUCUGUGAAUUGACCUGCUGCGAGAAGAUCAGCACGCUAGGAGACUGCUACUACUGCGUGGCAGGGUGUCCCGAUCCCAGACCGGACCACGCAUACUGCUGUGUCGAGAUGGGACUGGGCAUGAUCCAGGCCAUCGAGCAGUUCUGCCAGGAGACGUGCGAGACGGUCAACAUGCGGGUUGGCGUCCACACGGGCACCGUGCUGUGCGGGAUCCUGGGUAUGAAGAGGUUCAAGUUUGACGUGUGGUCGAACGACGUCAAUCUGGCGAACUUGAUGGAGCAGCUGGGCAUGGCGGGGAAGGUUCAUCUGUCCGAAGCUACUGCCCAGUUCCUGGACGACCGCUACCAGAGGGAGGACGGGCAGGUGGCCGAGAGAGCAGGGCAGAGUGCAAUUGAGAAACUGAAAGGAAUGAAGACGUACCUCAUCUCAGGAAGGAAGCCAGACCAUGAUGUGCAGUGUGGCUGCUCUCAGGUGGGGCUGCCUGGUGGGGAGUUCGUGGGGGUCAACGUGCCCUCCUGCCCUCAGCCUCGUACCCCGGACCUCAUCCACGGAGCAGCACAGGCUGCCGAGUCCCUUCUGCCUCACAAGCCGUCGGACAGAACUGUGGCUCCCUGUGUUUUCCAUGGCACCGUGCGCUCGUCCGUGGCAGAGCAGGGCGAUGAUGUGGCUGUUGUGAACGGCUGCCAGGAGGAACACAAGGCCAGCGGCGCCAAGUUCCUGCCAGGCCACAGCCCGAAAGCGGUCAACGGUCUCCUGAGCCCCCCGCUGGAGGACGCCGUGCGUGCCAGCCAGAGCUCCCUGUGCGACAUCCUCCAGGAGAAAGAGAAGAAGACCAGCACCAGCACGGGGACCGGCACAAGCCUCGGCAUGGCGGCGGCGGUGGCGGCGGCAGGCACGGGCAUGGACCACUCUGCCCUCAUCCAGCUGCGUGCCAAGAACUUCAAACGGAAGAGCGAUGCCCACUUCGUGGAUGUUAUCAAGGAGGAAAGUCUGAUGGAGGACUACUUUUUCAAGCCGCCCAUCAACAAGCUCAGUUUGAACUUUCUGGAGAGGCCUCUGGAGAAGGCGUAUCGCAGCAGCUACAAAGAAGAGGUGAAGAACCAGGUUCCUGUGCAGACGUUUGCCAGCCCCACUUUUAGUUCCUUCCUGGACGUUCUCCUCAGCUGCUUCGUCUUCCUGGCCUUGACCGUGGCCUGCUUCCUUCCGUCUGUGGUGGAGCCGGCCACGGCGGGCCCCCCGGCGCUCGCUGCCCUGAUCCUGGCUCCUCUGGCCGGGUUGUUGGAGCUGGCCUCGCUGGUGUUCUCCAUACGCAUGACCUUCCACCUGGAGGAGCUGAGGAGAUGUACUCGCUCCCUGGCCUUGCUGGUGUCCGGCUGGGUCUCUCGUCAUCUGAUUGGCGCGGUGUUGGUCUCCCUUCCCGCCGUCUCCGUCUUGUCCCACGUCAGCGCCCGCCUUCCCCUCCAGGUGACCAUGUUCCUGUGCUGCGCCGCCAUCUUGGCCAUAAUCCAGUACUGUAACUUCUGUCAGCUGAGUUUUUGGAUGAGGUCCGUCUUCGCCACCAUCACCGGACUCGCUCUGCUGCUGAUGCUGUACAGUCCUGUUCACAGCUCAAGUAAUAACACCGUGCCGGUUCAUGGAAACAGGCUGAACGACUCCGCCUCCAGCGAGUUGACCCCAGACACGUCGAGGCUCUCCGACUCCCUGGUCACGGAGGCCAUCCUGGCCUUCUUCCUGCUUCUCCUUCUGGUCUGGUUCCUCAAUCGUGAGUCCGAAGUCAGCUACCGCCUUCAUUACCACGGCAACGUGGAGGCUGACAAGCACCGCUCCAAAAUCCAGACGAUGCGAGACCAGGCUGAGUGGCUGCUGGGCAACAUCAUCCCCAUCCAUGUGGCCGACCAGCUCAAGGAGACCCAGAGCUACUCCAAGAACCACAACAGCGUGGGGGUGAUCUUCGCCAGCAUCGCCAACUUCAGCGAGUUCUACGAAGAGAGCUACGAGGGCGGGAAGGAGUGCUACCGCGUCCUGAACGAGCUGAUCGGAGACUUCGACGAGCUCCUCCGCAAGCCCGAGUUCAGGAGCGUGGAGAAAAUCAAGACCAUCGGCUCCACCUACAUGGCGGCGUCGGGGCUCAACGUCCAGCAGACGGGGGACGACGAAGACGAGUCGCCCCACGCGCACCUGAGGGCGCUUUUCGAUUUUGCCCUGGAAAUGAUGGGCGUCCUGGACGACUUCAACAAGAACAUGCUGGGGUUUGGUUUCAAGCUGCGCAUCGGGUUCAACCACGGGCCCCUGACAGCGGGGGUGAUCGGCACCACCAAGCUGCUCUACGACAUCUGGGGGGACACGGUCAACAUAGCCAGCCGGAUGGACUCGACCGGCGUGGAGUGUCGGGUGCAGGUGAGCGAGGAGAGCCACACCGUGCUCAGCGCCAUGGGCUUGGAGUUCGACUACAGGGGGACGGUCAAUGUCAAGGGCAAAGGCCAAAUGAGGACUUUUCUCUACCCGAAAAGCGGGGAGAGCUUUUGCCAGGACCAAACGGAGCAGGCAGCCGGAGUUGGACCGACGAUAUUAACUUCCAGUAAGACUUCCUCCUCUCUUCCCAAUCAGUCCUCUCCGCCCCGAAGCACUGUAAGGGCUGCAGGAGCAAAAUCCGAGCCCGACCCGGCGACGAGCGUAGAAGAGAGGGAUGAAGGAUACAGGGACUUAGCACACAACCCUGAGGAGUCCCGCGACAGACACUUCAGCAGCCUUGCACGCUCCGAGCUAGGCCCAGCUGCGCAGACGGAUCCCACUCCUCUCACGCUUCAGGAGGAGGAAGAGGCGAACGAGCUGACGAAGCUCAACGAGGAGUUUUACGCUCGUCUCUGAUCGUAGAUCCCGCCAUUCUUCCAUCAUCUUCUUGUCCCCCGCUUCCACCUCUUUAGGACCGAUUACAGAUGCCGGCAAGGACGUCUCUUCCUUUCCUCCUUUGGCACAGAGGAAGCAGCGGACUGUUUUAACGCACACUGCGGCUUCGGCGGCUUGAAAUUGGGGCCGGGAGGGCUGCCGCCACCGCCGCCGAUCUUCUAUGGGAGCGUUGCCCGAGCGGCUCUAACCGUGGAUUUUGGAGCUGUGCUGAGCACAGCGGCUUGUCGCGAUGAAAAAGCAUGAAGAAGGAGGAAAAAGGAACACUUUUAAGGUGUUAUGUCUUUUCUUAAUAUUUUUAUUAAGUGCCUUCAGGACUAGAACAGUGAACGAACAAAUAUGAAAAGUGAACAAGAGUUGAACAACCCAGACUACAGAACGUGCUGUAGUCUCUUAUUUCAUCCUUUAUUUUUUAAUGCAAGUAUUGUUUUUCUUCUUUUUUUAUUUUUAUUUUUUAUAAAUCAUUACCUUUGUGCCAUAUCAAUCGCUAAGGGAAAAUCAUUUUAGUUUUUAUGUGAGUGCCAACGCUGUGUUAUGGGCUUAGUGGGAAAUUAGGGGAAAAUUGAGGGAAUUACACAAAGCAGUGUUAAUAUUACAUAUACUGCUUUGACAUAAGGGCCUAAAUACAGUACUCAUUUAUGCCCAGAGAUUCACUUAUAAGAUGAUAUGCUGCAAAAGCAGGCUGCUUCGAUGAUUUAAAAAAAAAUUUUUUUUAGCUUGUGUAGCAACUUGACGAACAUUUUAAGCACAGUUCUUGCACAGUGUUUUUGUUUUAUUUUUACCACUUGUAUUUAGCAGUUUGUACAGCUUGAUUGCUUCUUAAGAGACGUUGGGGAAAGAUCUUACAGUAAAAAAAAAAAAAACUAAAGAAGCACAAAAGCUUAGACACAUAAGGGAAAAUAGAUCUGAACAAGAUGUGUUUCUGAAGCAGGGACACCAUCGGAGAACAGGAAGGCACUUUAAACACCCACAGUGCCUUGCAAAAGUAUUCAUGCAUCUUGAGCUUUUUUUUUUUGUUGUUGUUGUUGCAUUUUUGUCAUUUUCCAGUUUCCUCAAUGUAUAUAAUUGGGAUUUUAUGCAAUAGAUCAAUACGAAUUAGUGUAAAAUCAGUACAAAUAUCGUUGAGAAUGAUUGAAUGAAAUCUGAAAAGUGUGGCAGUCAUUUGUUGUCAGCCCUCCCAAGUUAACCCCUCGUAGAACCAACUUUUUGGUGCAAGUUCCUUUACACGUCUAGAGACUUAAGUAUUCUUCUUUCCAAAAACGACACAGGCUCAGUCCCACUGAGAGCUUUAGUGAAAAGAAAAGGCAAUUCUAAGCUCUUGCGCUGAUUCCAAGUCAAAUUUUCACUUUAUUUAGGUCAUUAAGACAUGAGCAAGCUUUGGCCCAAAUCGUUCCUGUGUACCUCUGGCUCAGUUUCACGCUGAAAGGUGAACCUUCAGUCUUUGUGAAUUCCUAACAAGUUUUUCUUCCAAGAUUUGGAGCUGCUUACUCCAUCCUGAAGAAAAACAUCCCCACAUUUUAUUUUUUAUUUCAGCCUUGAGGCAUUCUGAAUAUAGACCAAAACGUUCAGAUUUGAGUGUCCUUGGUGAAAACGUGAAUUGCAUCGGAUUAGUUGUGUUGAAUCGUUUUUUUUUUAUAUAUAUAUAAUUUAGUAAGCGAUUAAUCAUUAAAUGGAGAAUAGAGAUUCAAAAAAAAGAAAAAGAAAACAACAUAGUCAAAGCAGUAAUUAAGCCAAAACUGUACAAAAGAUAUAUACAUUUUAUACUUAUGAGUUUAAAAAAAAACUUUAUCAGUAAAUAUAUUUUACCCAGAAUUUCUCAAGUGACAAAGUGUUAGCUUUAUUCUGCUCAAAUCUCGUAAAAUAAAUAAAUAAAUAAAUAAAAUCUCGUAUUAAGUGGAUUUUUCUGUCCAAUUAUUGAUUGGUUAAUCCGAAAAAAACAAUCAACAGUCUAACCCUACAACAUAUUGAUUAAGUUAGGCUGAGCUUUUUCACAUGUUGAUGUUAGAAGUAUUUUAUUUAGCUUUGCUACAAAUGAUCAGUCACUAACAGAAUGCUAUCUUGUUGCAUUUAAGGCAAUAAAAUGUUUAUUUUCUUAUUUUAAAAAAGGAAUUAAAUUAUUUAUCUGUAUUUUUAAUGUAUUUCCAAUAUUGUUUGAAGUAAGCGUAAAUAGUUAAAUAAAAACUCUGCAGAAUUUGCCCAUUCUCUGUCUGAUUAAACAUCAGGAUAAAUGAUAAAAUAAUCAAUUACCAAAAUAAUUGGUUAGCUGCAGGCCUAUCCUCAUCUUACUAGGAUGAAUGGAUGCACACACCUCUUUAAUUCUCCACCAAUCUGUGCUGGUCUGUCACAUGAAAUCCCUCGCUUCGCUUCAGCACAUUGAGGUUUCUGCUUGUAACAUGACAACAUGUGAAAAAGCUCGAUGACUAUGAGGAUACUUCUGGAAUGUGCUGUCAAGUGGAACCAUGAUCUGCUUUUUGAGGAUGCAGUAUACUCUCUUCCCCUCCUGGAUUGAGAACGUGAAGGAGCAAAUUCAAAACCAAAGGUUUUUUUUAGUUUGCUUCACCUGGAAGCUUGUCUACAAGUGAGAUGGGAGUUUAGAAAUCAAAUCAACUUUGGGGUGUUGUGUACCUUUAAUCGGGAACGUGAGGAACAAUCGCAGUCCACACGCGCCUGUUCUGUGUCCAGACACAGCUCAUCUACAGUUCACUGUGUGUUAAACCUCUGAGUCAAACUGUGUGACGCUCCAUUGGUCACCUUUACUGCUUGAAACAAAGGAACAACAACAAAAAAAAAAAAACUGAAAUAAAAUGAAUAUAAUUUCCCUACUGUGGGACAACAAAGGAUACUUCUAUUCUGUUGAGUUAGCUGAAUUUGAGUUUCGCACUACAGUUUGCUGUUGAAGUGUUGGGACAUUUCACGGCUUCUUCCCCGGGGAAGGAGCCCUCUACUGUAUCGAUAUUGUGCCACUUUAAUGGAGUGAUCUGUAAGUGAAGUGCAACAACACCUAGUUGAUUGUUUUGUGGUGCCUAAACUUAUGGCUGUUUUUUCUUUGUUUUUGUUUUUUCCUUUUUCAGUAUUUUAGUACACUUUUUGUUUUUGUUUUUUAAAUAAUACAUUUUUCAUAAGGACGAUUUGAUUAUGAUUGUAUGUUUUAAGAAAAUGGAGCUCCCACAACGUUUGCUGCAGGUUGGAGUUGACAGAUUUCACGCGGUUGAAAUCCAACGGGGUUUCGCAUCGAAUCACUGCCGCAGUUUGCUCUUUUGCCCUUUCACUUCCCCCUCAUGUUCGGUUUCUUCUCCUCAAACCACAUGUCUCUCUCUUGUUGUGUGUGUGUGUGUGUGUGUGUGUGUGUACUGUGAGACAUCUAACUUUUACCUAAAGUAAAUAAGAGAAAAGAUGCAAAAGGAAAUCCUUGAGAUUAGGCAAUCUUCAGUGUUUCAUUUCUUUGCUGCUGCUGCCUCCUCGUUUGUACAGGAAUUACAUUAUUUACAUUUCUCUGUUAGAGCCGGGCUGGGAGAGGGAGGGGGAGGGAAGAGCAUGUGUUGUCAUUGCAGAAAAAAUGUAAAAGGGAAAAAGACCUUCUCUAUUCUCAGUACCUGUCAGGAGUAUUUAUAUCGCCUAGACGUUUUCACAUCGCGUCUCAUUACAACCACAGACUUGAGUGUACUUUAUCGGGGACUGCAUGGGAACAAUUUUCAAGUCUUUCCACAGAUUCUUUGUUGGAUUCAGGUCUGGACUUUGACUGGGCCAUCCUAGCACAUGAUUGUGCUUUGAUAUAAGCCAUUCCAUCAUAGCUCUGGUUAUUAGUUUUAGGGCUUCUUGUCCAGCUGGAAGAUGAACCGUCACCCUGGUCUUAAGUGUUUUUGUCUAACGCUGCUUUUAACUUCUCCGCAACAUUUUCCCUCAACCCGUCUACUGUGCUUCUUGGUCAAUUUGUGGCUGUUUCCUCACUAAUGUUCUCUCUCUAGCAGCUGGAUUUCUACUGAGAUUAGAUAGAUUCUUAUUUUAUUAGUGGGUUACUUCUGAAUGCAAUAGAGUAAGGUGCAGUAUGUAACUUUUUUGAACAAUAUGUUUAUGUAUUUAUUUUUUUACCCAUUUACCAUAUUUGUUUAAAUUGAGACCAAGUAGUGUUGUCACUCAAGUGCUUGUACACGCUGCUAAAUGUGCAUGCAUUUAGCACCAUUGCAGGAAAAUAGUUUAUUUUCCGUCACUGGUGGCCGUGCUGACUAGCCUGAGCAUUCACAGCAGGCUUCGGUGUGGAGGAAUGUAACAGAGAGCAAGAGGGGGAGGGUUUGAACUGUGCAUACACAAGCAUGAUUGACAGCGCAAAGACCUUCCUCCUGACUCUGAUUGGUUGUUUCUGCAGAUGACAAUCGGACCACAAGCAGGAGGCAGUGGAGUUUGAUUUUUUUUAUUAUUUUUUUUCACAUAUUAUUCAACUCAUUUUAUACUGUCAAAACGUAGCGACAGUUUUAAUAAUUAUGUGUAAGACAUAUUGUUUUAAAAGUUACACACUGCAACUUUAAAGACUUAUCUAAAAACAAAAGAAAAUAAAGCCACAUAUCAUUUUCUGCCCACUUCACAGUUAUGUGCUACGUUGUAUAAAGUCCAGAUAAAGUACAUCAAAGCGUGUGGUUGUAAUGUGGCAAAAUUAAAAAAAAGUUCAAAGGCUGUGAAUACUUCCGCGAGCCUCCAUAUCCAUCUGCCUCAUCUGUAGCAUAGAAAGACGUUUGGUUACCUCUGCCACUGGGCAUCCCGCGCAUACACAAUCAGUGCCUUUUUUUUUUUUUUUUUCUUAAAUUGUUGUGUGUGUGAAGUGUGGUUAUAGUGUCAAAUGAUUUAACCCUAAUUGCAUUAAUACCAUGAGAAUCCAAAGAAGCAUCUUCAGCAGACGUCACAGUAGCUAGAGACAAAAAUAGUUAUGUGAGACUUCAGUCAUAAGCUCUCAAAAUGUUUUUUUUUUUUGUACACUUGUGAUUCAUAUUCCCAGAUCGCUCGCUUUUGAUGAGCCACAGCACAAAAAAAAUAAAUAAAUAAAUAAAGUUGGAGAAAAUACUAGGUCUUUUGUGAAGGAAGGUUUCACACACAUUUUCUUGACGACCUUUACGCCUUAUGUUGUUAAGUAAUCCUGUGUGAGUUUUAGGCCAUGGCAGCACAACAUACAAAGAAAAAAAAGAAGAAAAAAAGAGAUUUCACAAGUUGACAAGUGCACCACCUUUCCAGUAGCACACAUCUGUAUACAGCCACAAAUAAAACAUUACAUUGAAAA